UUUUGCACAAACCUCUCUUGUUCCGAACUGAAGGAAUACCACUGGGUGGCGCUAUAGACUGUCUAUAGACUAUAGACUGUGUUCACCAUCCUUAAAAACAGAUGAAGAAGAAACGUAACCGGAGUGACAGAGGUGUUUGACCGUCAUAUCCGAUCAUGAGUGUCCCCUGUUUUGUACGAAUGGUGGCCAGAAGUUUCGCCGGUGGAUCAAAACUGUUCAGACCAGCUGUUUUGUGUUCAUGUAAAGACACAGUCACGCGAAAAAUGUCAUCCAGAAGACAGACUGACCAUCUAGAGAGAACUGCUAACGUUCAUAGAGACAUGGAACUUUUCCCUGCACGUGUUAGUGACAUUAUUAAAGAAUCUGAUACAGUAAAGCGACUGAGACUGGAGGUGCCGCAUCCUGACUUCAGUUUCCGUGCUGGACAGUGGGUGGAUUUCUUCAUCCCAGGUGUGGAAACAGUCGGCGGCUUUUCCAUUUGCUCGAAUCCUGGCCUGCUGCAGAGAGAGGGAGUGAUUGAACUGGCCGUCAAAUACACACACCAUCCUCCAGCACACUGGAUUCACACGAAAUGCUCUGUGGACUCUCAGGUAGCUGUGAGGGUGGGAGGUAAUUUCUUUUUUGACCCUCAACCUUCUGACCCUGUGGUCGACCUGUUGCUGAUAGCUGGUGGUGUGGGCAUCAACCCUCUGUACUCCAUCCUGCUGCAUGCAGCUGAUCUGCUCCGACACGCUGAUGGUCACAGGUACACACCAGGGCACACACACCUGUGCUACAGCGCCAAGAACACCAAAGAGCUGCUCUUCAAGAACACCAUUGUUGACAUUUGUCAUGAGCGACCAGAUAGCUUCUCCUGUGAUUUCCAUGUUACCCAGCAGAGCUCUGACAUAGAGCAGGAACUUAAGCCUUACACCAUAAGUGGAAGGAUAUCAGAAGAGGAGCUUCAGCGUUAUGUAGACUCUGAGCGCACAUUGUGUUAUCUUUGUGGCCCUCCUCCUAUGAUAGAGAAAGUGAAUUCAGACCUGCAGAGAAUCGGCCUACCGGAGAACAGAAUCCUUUUUGAGAAAUGGUGGUAGCUUUACAACUCUGCCCAAAACAGUGAUGGAUGCAUUUGCCUCUGUGUCAUUAUAGAAACAGACUUUAAUGGCAAUGGACCCGUAAUAACUUUGAAAUCUGUUGAAACGCACAACAGACGUUAUGUCUGCAUCCUCCACAUCUGAACAAACAAUUUUCUAGACUCUAUUUUUGUUAUACCUCAUUUUAAAGAUGGACUCAACAAAUUGACCAUAACAAGCACUGUCAUGGUCUACAUUACAGUUCAUUUGCUGGUUAACGUCAGGAGUCCUGCUUUGAGGGCAUGUUGAAAGAUUGCACACUCAAAUUGCAGUUUUUUUGUGAAUAAUAUUAUAUGUUGUUUGCAUUUUAGAACACAUAUUUAUUCAUUACAAACAUUCUUCACAGGGAUGUAGAAAUGAUCUGAAAAGUGGUGGGACAAAACAUAAAACAUAUUUAAUAUAGUCCUAAUUUGCUGAAAGGUGCUAAACCUGGUAGAAGUCCCUUUAAAGUCACCAUAAAAUCAAAAUUGUAAAUGGAAUAUUGUAGUAUUUAUUAUAAAUUUAUCAUUUUUUUAAAUGCACAUGCCCUCAUAGUCAUUAAAGUGUUAGUUAACACAAAAAUGAAAA
Messenger RNA from Megalobrama amblycephala (Wuchang bream), 1682 nucleotides. It is a transcript of the gene oxnad1, whose product is annotated as oxidoreductase NAD-binding domain containing 1. Gene Ontology annotation, molecular function: oxidoreductase activity. The transcript has 8 exons. The record is from RefSeq and is a predicted model, not a curated record. Bases 156 to 1076 code for a protein of 306 amino acids. Gene Ontology annotation, cellular component: mitochondrion. Lineage: Eukaryota; Metazoa; Chordata; Actinopteri; Cypriniformes; Xenocyprididae.